Molecule: messenger RNA, 3779 nt
Organism: Sorghum bicolor (sorghum)
Lineage: Eukaryota; Viridiplantae; Streptophyta; Magnoliopsida; Poales; Poaceae
Product: protein CHROMATIN REMODELING 35
Exons: 7
Coding region: 335-3247 (970 amino acids)
Biological process (GO): gene silencing by siRNA-directed DNA methylation
Molecular function (GO): ATP binding; ATP-dependent chromatin remodeler activity
Source: RefSeq, a predicted model, not a curated record
GAUGCUCCCACUCUCUCUGCUUCUGCUGUGUCUCCUCCCUCGUCAUUUUCGUCCUAAAAUCCCCAAUCCUCGAUUCGAUUAAACCCUAACUAAGCGCCAUGGCGGGUGCGGGGUAGCCACUACUGCAGCCCGGCGGUGCGCCCGCGCCACAUCUGAGCGGCUCCCCCGGAACCCGCCCUUGUGCCGGCGUCGACCGUCGCGUCGCGUCGGGGCCCCCGCAUCACUGGGAGAGUGGGGAGUUGAGAGCCGCAGACCACGCGGGGGGCGCCGGGUCACCGGGAGGGCGGAGGACGGGAACCGCAAGACGCUGGCAAGCGAGGCGCGUCAACUCAGGAUGUCUCAGUCUCCGGGAGGAGGACGGGAUGCCAUAUAUUACAGCAGGCAGAGGAAACUUUCUGAGCACAGUGGCAGUGUGUAUACACCCGUAGCUGCAAUGUAUUCCGGUGGUCAUGCACUUCCUGAUGCAAAUAGGAGCCCCAGUUUGGUAUUUGGUAGUAUGAAGAAGGAUUGGGACAACAUUCGUCACCGCAAGCUUCAAUUGGUCAACUUCCUUGCUGGUCUGGAAGCUGCCUCUGGACAUUCUGCGCUAUCUGGCAAAAUCCUGGACCCAACUGAACUAAAGGAAAAGGGUGACAUAAUAGUUCUUGAUUCAGAUGAUGAGGAUGGAAACGGUUCAGAAUACAAUAAGUUGGCAUCUGGGGUGAACAAAGAUCUCCGAACAUCUGAAGUGGCUGGUAAUAUCACAGAAAAAAUGGUGUCUAGUAAGAGACAAGCAUUUGAAACUAUGCAUGCCUAUGGAGACAAGAACACGCAGAUUGUUCCAUAUGGUCAAGGUUCUGCUGCUCCGAUUGUUCCAUAUGGUCAAGGUUCUGUUUCGCAGAUUGUUCCAUAUGGUCAAGGUUCUGCUUUAGUGAGUCAGUUUCCUUUGCAAACCAGUUGGCAACCAUCUAUUCAGUUUGAGAGAGUUGUGUUGCAGAAAAGGCCUGAGGAGCAGCGAAUGCAAGAUCUUGUGGCUGCUAGCAUAGCAGAGAAGAGAGCAGAAACACAAAUGUUCCUUUCACUUCCUACGGAGAAAAAGCGAAAGAGAUCAGAUCUCAGUUUGCUGAUGCUCGACUCAUUUGUCCCUAAACAAAGAAGAAAAAGUGACACAGGUCUAGCAGCAGCUGAUUUGUCAUUGGAUUUACAACAACCUGCUAAAUCACCAGAACCUGAACCUGAACCUGACAUGGCUAUAGAGGAAGAGGAGAAAUGUAAAAAUGAAAGUGAUGGUCUUGAGGAUUAUUGGAAAGAUUUUGCAUUGGCUGUUGAAAGCACAAAGCUUGACGAAGUUGAUGAGGCGGCAAAUGAAAAGGAAGAUAAUGGAAAUAUGGAGGACAUCGACUGCAAUCAUGACAUUCGGAUUCAUGAAGAUUUGGGCCAUGUGUGCCGUGUGUGUGGUAUGAUUGUGAGAAGAGCUGAUUCAAUAAUUGAUUAUCAGUGGAAAAAGGCUUCAAGGAGAAAAACAAAUUCCUAUGGAGGACAUUCAAAGGAUGCUGAUGAGAUAGACUGUGGCACUGUUAAACUGUCUGAAGAUUUCAUAAUCGCAGAUGUUGCUAUUCAUCCUAGACAUGCUCAGACAAUGAAACCGCAUCAGUUGGAAGGUUUCAACUUUUUGGUUAAGAAUUUGAUUGGAGACAAGCCUGGAGGUUGCAUUCUUGCUCAUGCCCCAGGUUCAGGGAAAACAUUUAUGCUUAUAAGCUUCAUUCAGAGCUUCAUGGCAAGGUAUCCAUCUGCAAGGCCCCUUGUUGUGCUGCCCAAAGGGAUACUAGGUACAUGGAAGAAAGAAAUUCAAAGAUGGCAAGUGCAGGAUAUACCAUUGUAUGAUUUCUACUCUGUUAAGGCUGAAAAAAGAGUAGAACAGUUGCAAAUCCUCAAAUCUUGGGAGGACAAGAUGAGUAUACUGUUUCUUGGAUACAAGCAGUUCGCCACAAUCGUCACUGAUGAUGGGGGCAGCAACGUCACAGCUGCAUGUCGGGACAGGCUGCUUAAGGUUCCCAACCUUCUGAUACUUGACGAGGGUCAUACACCUAGGAAUCGGGAGACUGAUGUACUAGAAUCGCUAAAUAGAGUGGAAACACCACGCAAAGUGGUUCUUUCAGGUACUCUUUUCCAGAACCACGUUGAGGAAGUCUUCAAUAUCUUGAAUCUUGUUCGCCCAAAGUUUCUCAGAAUGGAAUCAUCCCGCCCUAUUGCCAGACGUAUAAUGAGUCAAGUCGAAAUAUCUGGUAGAGGUUCAAAAGGGUUUGCUGAUAGCGCAUUCACUGAGGCAGUUGAAGGGACCUUGUUGAAUGAUGAAAACUUCAAGAGAAAAGCACAUGUUAUUAGAGGCCUUAGAGAACUAACAAAGGAUGUGCUUCACUAUUACAAGGGUGAUAUCUUAGAUGAACUGCCUGGCUUAGUAGACUUCAGUGUGUUUUUGAAGCUCACACCCAAGCAGAAAGACAUUAUUCGCAACAAGUUAGAAUCACAUGACAGGUUCAAAAGAAGUGCAGUAGGGACUGCACUGUACAUUCAUCCUUGUCUUUCACAACUUUCAGAGGUUAAUGCUGAGAACAGGGCUAACACCUUGAGAGAUGAUUUAGUUGAUAGUCUGCUGGAUUCUAUCAAUGUGAAAGAUGGUGUGAAGGCCAAUUUUUUCAUGAAUAUCCUGUCACUUGCUAAUUCUGCAGGAGAGAAAGUACUUGCUUUCAGUCAGUAUAUCCUUCCCAUGAAAUUUUUUGAAAGGCUGCUGGUUAAGAUGAAGGGCUGGCAUGUGGGGAAAGAGAUUUUUAUGAUCUCUGGUGAUACUAGUCAAGAAGACAGAGAAGUUGCAGUGGACCAUUUUAACAACUCUGCUGAUGCAAAAGUUCUGUUUGGUUCUAUCAAAGCAUGUGGAGAGGGCAUCUCCCUCGUUGGUGCAUCGAGAGUUGUCAUUCUGGAUGUACACCUGAACCCAUCUGUUACCCGUCAAGCGAUUGGGCGUGCAUUCAGGCCUGGACAGCAGAAGAAAGUAUUUGUAUACAGGCUUGUAGCUGCCGAUUCUGAUGAGGAAAAGGUCCAUGAGACAGCAUUCAAGAAAGAAGUCAUACCGAAGCUGUGGUUCGAAUGGAGUGAGCACUGUACUACGGAAGACUUCAAGCUUGGUCAAGUUGAUAUUGAUGACUCUGGGGACGAACUAUUGGACACUAAAGCAAUCCGCCAGGAUAUCAAAGCGCUGUAUAGAAGGUAGGUAACAAGCUUUGUGGCCACUGGACACCCUGUAAAUAUUGCAGUGCUGAUCCUUGACCUGAGGGUGUUACAGUGGCUACAUUGCACGGUGACAGAUCCAAGUUUGCUCUAAACUAGGACUUUCCGUUAUUGUCAUUUGAAGCUAUAUCUGUGGAAUGGCUUCCUUUCUUUGUAGUAUGUGCCAACUUGGGUCAGAACUUUGGGUCAGCAGUCAGCUGAUCCUCGACUCAUUUCUUGACUCUUAGGCCAAGUUUCUGAGGAUUAACUGCUAUGGUUUUCAGCCUUGAGUAAAUAUUUCGUUCGCAAUAAUAACCACCACCCAGUAAGCCUAAUUUGUCUUUGUGCGUUUGUGUUGGUUGUUCUUGAGCGCUGGAAUGGAAUUUACCUGGUGCCGUUUUUAUGUGGUACUGUAGAUGCUAUGCAGGUGUCACUCUUGAUUUGUUUACAUGUAGAAUCGAGCUGGAGUCUGGAAAGCUGAGUUUGUUUUUCCUGCGUGACAUGUUUAUUCGCAUAUUGCCAGUUAGUACUAGUUC